Anopheles funestus (African malaria mosquito) is the source of this 1085-nucleotide messenger RNA. Its product is annotated as histone H4. The transcript has a single exon. Gene Ontology annotation, biological process: nucleosome assembly. The coding region runs from base 129 to 440 and encodes 103 amino acids. The record is from RefSeq and is a predicted model, not a curated record. NCBI's taxonomy places the organism in Eukaryota, Metazoa, Arthropoda, Insecta, Diptera, Culicidae. Gene Ontology annotation, molecular function: DNA binding; structural constituent of chromatin; protein heterodimerization activity. Gene Ontology annotation, cellular component: nucleosome.
UAUGGAAACGCGUAUGUGCAUGUGCGUGCGCUCAGCUAAAUGAUAUAAAAGAGUGGAAAAUUGUGCGUAGCCCUGUUGUAAAUCGUGAACUUCUGAACAGUACGGUCGGUUAGUGCUUGACAUCGAAAAUGACUGGACGAGGAAAAGGAGGCAAAGGUCUGGGUAAAGGAGGAGCCAAGCGUCAUCGCAAAGUGCUGCGUGAUAACAUCCAGGGCAUCACCAAGCCGGCCAUCCGUCGUCUGGCCCGCCGUGGAGGAGUGAAGCGUAUCUCUGGCCUCAUCUACGAAGAAACGCGUGGCGUGCUGAAAGUGUUCUUGGAAAAUGUUAUCCGCGAUGCGGUCACCUAUACCGAACACGCCAAGCGCAAGACCGUCACCGCGAUGGAUGUAGUGUACGCGCUGAAGCGUCAGGGUCGCACGCUGUACGGUUUCGGAGGUUAAGCCGCACCCACCAGCCAACGCAGAUUUUGCCCUCAUCUCAACGGUCCUUAUCAGGACCACACAUCCUUUGCGUCAAAAUUCUUUUUCUUAUGGUUUCGAAUGUAAGUGCGUAAGAUUCAUUUGAGGUAUUGAGAAACAUUUUUACCUGAUUGACAUCAUCCACCAAAGCGUUAGUCAAGCGCUUUGAUUCGCGUGGUGUACAUACAUCACGCAUUACGAAGAACAUGCAGUCGAAGGCAGACAAUACGGUGAAAUCUCGUUUGUUUCUAAAUAAUAAAUAAACUCACCGAAAGCUGUAAACCGAAUUAUAGCUCCAUGGGUUUUCACCAGCAAGGAAACAAGGUACAUGUUUUUUUCCUCCAGCAGGCGUCACGUAGAAGUUCGUUAAGCCAAAAAGAAGAAGCCGAUGAGCAUCGCGUCGAUUCUCCACCGCGUUCCAGUCCUGAAAUGGUCGGUUCAGCCGUGUGCAUGAGUGUGUGUCUGUAUGUACGCGCUACGGAUUGAGAAUGUCUGAAGUGUGUAAAAACGGUGAAAUUUGUCUCUAUUCCGUUUGCAACACUUUCAAAAAUCGGCGUUUGUUAAGAUGAAGCACGAAGCAUUUCACAAAUCCAGUCUUUUUCAAGACUUACGAAAGAUAUUUCAACA